Sardina pilchardus (European sardine) is the source of this 642-nucleotide messenger RNA. Gene Ontology annotation, biological process: peptidyl-histidine dephosphorylation. Lineage: Eukaryota; Metazoa; Chordata; Actinopteri; Clupeiformes; Clupeidae. The coding region runs from base 24 to 377 and encodes 117 amino acids. Gene Ontology annotation, molecular function: protein histidine phosphatase activity. The transcript is spliced from 3 exons. The record is from RefSeq and is a predicted model, not a curated record. Gene Ontology annotation, cellular component: cytosol.
GUUCAGGCUCACACAGAGUAAGAAUGGCAGACGUCCUGAACAAAGUCCCCGACGUCGAAAUAGAUCCCGACGGAAAGUUCAAGUACAUACUGGUGAGGUUAAAAGUGAAAGAUGGAGAGGCUCACAAAGACAUUGUUAGAGGCACGAAAAGUGCAGAAUUCCACAACCACAUCUUUGAGAAGGUGAAUCCAGCUAUGCAAGCUCUUGGGCUGGAAUGUGUAUGUCUUGGAGGAGGCAAGAUUGAACAUCAAGAGAAGAAGCUGCGAGUGUUUGGAGAAUCAACUGGCUAUGGAAAGGCUGAUCAUGCCGUGACAGUGGAGAAGCUGAAACCAGUAUUCAAAGAUUAUGAAAUAACCUGGUCUGAUGAUAAGAAAUAAGACUGAUCUACGUAGGCUACCUCAUGCUUCUCUUUGGGGAUUGGUGUUGUUCCUGAGAGCCCAUUGGUCAAUUAUAUAUAUAAUUAACACAACAUUUAACUAUAUCUUUAUAAAGAUAUAGUUAAAUGGUGUGUUAAUUAAUUAAUCAUUGUCUCAUUUCUCAUUGUCCUUUGAGCUCUAAUGGAAAUAAAAAAGGAUAAUAUUAGGAUAAUAAAAAGGAUAAUAUUUUGCACAAAACAAUGGCCAUCAGAGCAGUUUUUGACAU